This is a messenger RNA of Pseudophryne corroboree (corroboree frog), 4890 nucleotides long. It is a transcript of the gene WIPF1, whose product is annotated as WAS/WASL interacting protein family member 1. The coding region runs from base 204 to 1790 and encodes 528 amino acids. The transcript has 10 exons. Gene Ontology annotation, molecular function: actin binding. The record is from RefSeq and is a predicted model, not a curated record. Lineage: Eukaryota; Metazoa; Chordata; Amphibia; Anura; Myobatrachidae.
ACUUCCGCUUCGGACCCAAUGAGCCUGAUUUCUUUGCACUGGAGAAGUAUUGAGCAACGCACAGAAUGGGAAAACUAUUUGAUAGGAGAAGUCUGGCAAACAAGAUAGAAGUGCCGGUGCCUGGAGACUCAGAGGGAGCACAGCACAGCCACCAGCCUCCCUCCUGGCCAGUCGUGAACACGGUACAGUGAACCUCGCUGAAGAUGCCUGUUCCCCCUCCCCCACCACCUCCACCUACAUUUUCACAGGCAAACGUAGAAAAACCUUCUCUCAGCCGGUCUGAGCUGUCAGGAAGAAAUGCCUUAUUAUCCGAUAUCGGCAAAGGCAGGAAGCUGAAAAAAGCCGUCACCAAUGACCGCAGUGGCCCAAUCCUCGAUAAACCAAAAACAUCUCCUGGAGGUGGCGGAGGUAUGGGAGGUGGUGGCAGAGGAAUGGGAGGUGGUGGUGGAGGAAUGGGAGGUGGUAGCGGAGGCUCUGGAGGACCGCCUAGCUUAGGGGGCUUGUUCCAAGGAGGAAUGCCUAGACUACGGCCUUCAGGAAGCCGAGAAAGUGAAUCACCUGGAAACAGACCACCAAUGUUGCCACCUGGUGGAAGAAUGUCAACUCCUAGACCCUUUACUCCACCGGGCGCAUCUCCAAGAGGACCUGCACCUCCAAUAGGCAGAAGUGCUGCUCCGGAACCUCUAAGAAACCGCAUGCCUCCUCCUCCAAGAAAUCAUUUUAGUUCCAGAUCAGAAAAUAUACCACCUUCAGUACCUAAUACACCAAGACCACUCCCUUCAAGUCUUUACAACAGAGGCCCUCCACCAGUGCCAGCUCCAAAUAGACAAAUUACCCCAACAUCUGCUCCUCCACCCAUAUCAUUUAAUAAAGGUCAUGGAUUUGGAGGCAACAGCAGACAAUCUUCUUCAGCACCCCAACCAGCUCCUUCCAUGUACAGACCUCCACUUCCUCAAACACCUACUCGACCCAUUGAGGAAAGGCCGCCGCCACCUCCUACAGGAAACAGACCACCACUUAGCAGAGAUGUCCCUCCACCACCACCACCACAAAACAAUAAACCACCAGUUCCUAACACACCUAGACCAAACACACUUUCCCAGACUCCACCUCUGCCUCCAGGGAGGCCAGGGCCUCCUCCACUUCCUCCUACCCCUAGCACUUUUGAUGAUAUGCCAAGACUUCCUCAGCGAAAUUCAUCCUUGCCAUCCAUUUCUUCUGCACCACCACCUAUUCCACCUCCUACACGUUCAACUUCUGGUCCUCCUCCUCCACCGUCCAUGGAUAGACCACCACCACCUUUCAGAGAACCACCUGGGAGAUCAGGACCACUGCCGCCACCUCCUCCUACAAACAGGAAUGGUUUUGGUCACAGAGGGUCAGUAGGUUCUCAAUCCAAUUCAAGACCAGCAAUGGAAUCCCCGAGAAGUGUCUCCAGACCUCCCCCACCUCCAGAGAGACCAGGCUUGGGAUCCCUACCUCCUCCUCCACAUCAUUCUUCAUCAGUUAGAAAUGGUUAUCAGGACACGUCUGGCGAAGAUGAAUGGGAGAAACGAUUCUUAUUCCAUCCGUUUUCUGAUUUGCCACCGCCAGAACCAUAUGUACCAACAAAUAAAACCUAUCCCAGCAAACUUAUGCGAGGUGAAAGCCGAAGUGGCUCUUCCAGAAGAGAGCGAGGUGCCCCUCCUUUGCCUCCGAUACCUAGACUGCAGGCAAAACCAGAACUGCUGAGCUGCACUCAGACUAUGCAGAGUGACAACUUCAUAGUGCAAUUUGGGCUACACAUGUAAGUGUACACUGGGAGAGGUGCAACUAUUUGCUGCAUGGACCAAGCGGCUGGUUCUCUUUCGGCAUCACUGGGGCCUGUUAGUGCAGCUGGAAGAUGACCACACAGUACACACACAGGCCGGUAGACCAGAUUAUUGGGCAUAACGGUCCGUAUUGCACACAUACAAUGUGCUACCUUUCCAAUUAGUUAUUAUCAGUGGGUCUGGCCGACUGUGCUUGCCUUGUAUGCACUAAACAGCAUAGCAAACAACAUAUUGAAUACACUUAUUUUUCUGCCCUGGAGGCAAAUAUUCUUUCUAUGUGAAUGAUCAAACUAUAACCUGUUCCAGGUAUACAGAUGUGUUGUACAGAAGCCAUCGUGUCUCAUCACUAAGGCAGCAAAUGACAAAUAAAUGUUUGGUGGCGCUGGCGCUACCACUGUAGUCAAAACAAAAAGUAAUUAGAAGUAGAUUUAAAUACAUAUAACCAUUAGUCUAAAGUUCAAAUAAUAAGUGAAAUAUACUCAGACGAUUUCCUCUAUGGGUAGCCAAUUAAAGAAAGUGCGGCACCCAAUGUUAUUUUUUUAUUUACAUAUUUUAAUGUGUGAGCAUAGGACAUUACUGAGUCCAUCGUCCCCGCUAAACUAGCCUUAAUACCCUAACCAAAACCGCUAAAGCAACCCUAGCCCAAACCUCUAAACCAUCCUUAAUACCCUAAAGUAUAGGGCCUAAACUAACCCUAAUACCUUGACCCCAUAGUGCAGACUGGAUGGGCUAUAUUGUUCUUACUUGCUGUCAUAUUCUAUACUUCUAUGUCCCUUUCUUAUUGCAUUGUAAAGUAGAAUAAAAGACAUAUGCCCAUGGGUUUCAACCUUUUAUAAAAGUCUAAAGAAAAGCCACACAAAAAAAAAUCAAAAUGUUUAAUCCAGUUUUCUUUUAAAAUGUGACAAAAUACCAGUAUAUACAGUCAGAUGACACAAAACUUCCCAGAGACACAACACAUUAUGGGGUAGAUUUAUCAAAGCUUGGAGAGAGAUAAAGUGAAGAGAGAUUAAGUACCAACCAAUCAGCUUCUAUGUGUCAUUUUUCAAACACAGCCGCAAACACUUGGCAGUUAGAAGCUGACUGGUUGGUACUUUUUCUCUCUCCACGGUUUAAUACAGCUCCCCCUAUGUAUUUGUGACUAUUAUAUAAUAUUGUUUGUGCUUGUUUGUUCAGUAUAUCUACUUUAAUUAAAUUAUUUUUGUGACUGAAACAAGGGCUGACAAAUUCCAACCCAUAUUUCAGUGUGCAUUCUCCUGCAUAAAAUCUGGACGUCAGAUGAUGAGAAUAUGAACAAUUUACUCUUAACAUAUUGCUUAAUAGUGUUUUGUUUCUUUAUUCCAAGCAUGUAAUAAUUUAUUACCUGUUUAUUAACUAGAACUUAGUUACUUUCCCAAUAAUCUUACAAUUUGUUCAGGGGUAAAUUAUGUGUAAUAUGUAUUCAAGGAAACCUAUAUAAUAAUGUGUCAUACAGAUUUGUGUAUAAAAUGUAAGAUGCAUGAUACUGCAAGUGCAUAUAAUAUAUACUGUAUAUAUGAUGGCCAUUAAGGUCAGCACAGAAGCGUUGCCAACAAGUUUAAGGAACCUAUGUCAAAAUGUCUAGUUUUGCCUAAUAUUGUUAUAUAUCAGGGUACAGUAAACUGGCUUUCACUUUGUUGGCCAAUUUAAUUUGAAAUCAAGACUUCCACCUAUGAACUUUAUUUCUAAAUUUGAUUGAUUGAUGGGUACAUCAGUGAGUGCAUUAAACACAUCAGGGUAGAUUUACUAAAUGUAAUUCAUUUCAAAGCUACCAAUCAUCCUGUUGCCGCUUUAAAACUACCGGUCAAAGCUGUUGACGAUCGGUAGCUUUAAAAAAACGACAUUUAGUAAAUCUUCCUCAUAAGCCUCUUAAUAAAUGAAUGUUCAGACUGUAUGCCACAUGUCAUCUCUCUGUGUGUGGCAGAUUGUGGAAUAAGAACGGAUAAUAUCAAUUCUCAAUAGCUUCAUUCUCCUACAUGGGUGAAAAAGUGUGUAAAUAAAAGUCAGACAUUUUGUACUCCCAAAAAAUACAGACAUGAAAGUAAAAAAAAUUUUUUUGUUCUAAAUGAAUACAUAAAAUUAUAUUGGUUAUACAUUUAUGUUGGAAAUGACAAUGAAUAAGGAACAAGUAACUUGUUCAGUUACAUAUUAAAUGUAUUUAACAAUAGGACAUACAGAGGGACCAGGCACAAUCAUAAUAAUUUGUUCAAUUUGUUACGUCAACAAAGUAUUAAUUAGCUCCCUGCACACUUUUAUGUGAAUUACUGGAUACGUAGCCUACUGAUGUACGGGUGCUAAAGUACUGUAUGUAACAUACCAAGAUAUUUGAGAGCUUCUGUUUGACAUCUUUAAUGAUUAAGGGUAAAGGGGGGUACUCACGGGAGAGAUGUGUGCUGACACAGACCGCUCAGCACACAUCUCUCACCCCGCUCAGCACAGCGAGGGGGAAAGCCGACGGUGAAGUGAGCGACCCGCUAGAUUGAGCCUGCAAUCUAGCACCGGCGAUAGCGAUGCGCGCGGCCGCGCAUCGCUAUCGCUGGAGGGCAUGCACACGGCAGAUCCGUGCUUAAAAUCUAAGCAAUCUAGCAAGAUUGCUUAGAUUUUCAACAUGGAUCUCUCCGUGUGUACCCCCUUAAAGGCCCAUAUAGACGGGCCGAUGCGGGGAGAGAUGUGUGCUGAGCGUGCGGGGGGAGGCGGGCGCUCACUUCACCCAGCGGGUGAAAUGAGCGACCCGCUAGAUUGGCCUGCACGGUAGGCCAAUCUAGCACCAGCGAUAGCGAUGUGCGGGGCUGCGCAUCGCUAUCGCUGUAGGGGCUACACACGGAGCAAUCAGGCUGAUAUUCUAAGCAAUCUAGUCAGAUUGCUUAGAAUAUCGCUCUGUGAGUACCCCCCUUAAGAAUGGAUACGGAGGAUUACAAUGAUUUAUGAUCUUGUCUGAGUUAAGAAACAAAUCAGUACAUUUUCUGUAAUAAAACGUGUAUGCAAUAUUACCAAAGAUGUGUAGGAUGCAAUAAAUACUCUUUUGAAAUUUGUAUAAAAUAAAUGUUUACAGGUGUUUUUGAAA